Histoplasma mississippiense is the source of this 2421-nucleotide messenger RNA. RefSeq lists its product as hypothetical. Gene Ontology annotation, molecular function: ubiquitin protein ligase activity. The coding region runs from base 1 to 2421 and encodes 806 amino acids. The transcript is spliced from 3 exons. Lineage: Eukaryota; Fungi; Ascomycota; Eurotiomycetes; Onygenales; Ajellomycetaceae. The record is from RefSeq and is a predicted model, not a curated record. Gene Ontology annotation, biological process: protein polyubiquitination.
AUGGCUUCGUUUAAUGGUUGUGAUACUAUAAACUCGUCCUUUUCGACAGUGAGGACAAAUCGGCCUCGAACGGCAUCUGACGGAAACCAACCCUCAACAAACCUUCCUGCAGAUACAGCCUCUGAUCUUUUGGCAAACGCACCCAUUUUUCAACUAGACGCAAAAACUCUUUUGCUUAGUGAUGUUGUAGAGAAUGGUUCCUGGUGGACUGGAAAUCGUACCCAUGGCACUCGUUCAAGUGAUGACUACGCAAGGGACAAAACUUUCGAAAUGGCCAGCGGAUUAACUAGCACAAAGACCCCACGUAUAAAUUGGGCUGAACUUGCCGAAUGGUAUCAAGAGAUCAUCCAUGCUGGGGAAUCAUGGAUUCAAAUGUGGGCAGAAAUGAAGCCUGAUGGAACUGACAGUCCGGGGAAACUAGCGCUAGCCCAAUUGUGGGACACUACAGAUGUUUCUCUUCUAGAUAAGGAAAUUACGGAAUCGCGAAUCCAUGCCCAGGUCACCCUGCUUAAAGUUACGGAGAAUCUACUGCAGAGACCGAGACGUCCUUUAAGGCGGCCGGACGAUAUCCGGUUCCUUUUAAUCUUACUUGAGAAUCCAUUAUUAUAUUCUUCGAGCCUGCGCAUAAACCCAGAAUCAGCACCGAUUUCUAAGACUCAGAGAAAGCCUGAUCACCACAUCCCUGAAGAUCAAAGCCAUUUCCGCCGUAUUGUGGAGCUCAUCGGUAGUUUUGUCACUUAUCGCUUAACUAGGGAUCAAAAACGACGUCGAGGCAAUGUGGGCAAACACAGGAAUGAAGAUAAUUUAGAUGAUUACGUCCCCACAUUUUCAUCUGCUGGCAACACCACUCCGGCUCAACUUCACUCUGCUAUUAAUAGAGAAAACCCCCCGAAACUUUCUCCUGGAAGCCCACAGGCUCUUACUUAUAGCAAAGACUGGCAAAUCAAAGCAGCAGCAAAAGUUAUGGCACUGUUAUUCUCAGCAAACAGUGUGACCCACAACCGGAGGUGCGAUGGACCACGACCUGGUGGAGAAGAAAUAUCGAGACUCGAUGGUCAGGGUCGUAGACACCUUAUUCCCAUUAGCGCAUUCUACAACACACUCUUGGAUUACUCUGACCUUAUUGCGGACUUUGAGGCUUGGGAGGGCCGUAAUGGUCAAUUUUCAUUUUGUCAAUACUCUUUUUUCCUAAGCAUCUGGGCAAAAAUACGGAUUCUCGAACACGAUGCCCGGCGGCAAAUGGAGGAGAAAGCGCGGGAAGCUUUUUUCGACAGUAUUUUGGGUCGCCGCGGCGUAAGCCAAUAUUUGGUGUUGAAGGUGCGGAGAGAAUGUCUGGCAGAAGACAGCCUCCGCAGUGUCAGUGAGGUAGUUGGCACCGGCCAAGGGGAAAUUAAGAAGGGCUUACGGAUUGAAUUUCUCGGCGAGGAGGGUGUUGAUGCUGGCGGCCUUCGUAAAGAGUGGUUUCUUCUUCUGGUUCGAGAAAUUUUUGAUCCUCUUCAUGGGCUUUUUGUUUAUGACGAGCAAUCACAAUACUGUUAUUUCAACCCUUACUGUUUCGAAUCAUCAGAACAGUUCUUCUUAGUGGGCGUGCUCCUGGGCUUGGCCAUAUACAAUUCAACCAUUCUCGACAUCGCUUUGCCGCCAUUUGCCUUUAGAAAGCUCCUUGCGUGUGCACCACCGAAUAACGUGCCAGCCUUAUCCACUCCCCAGCAGAGCUUCAAAUGUACUUUAGAUGACCUGGCAGAAUAUCAACCUGCUCUCGCAAAAGGUCUGCGCGAUUUACUUAAUUACGAAGGCGAUGUACAGGAAACUUUUUGCCUGGAUUUCGUGGUCCAGAUAGAACGAUACGGAGAGAGACUUGUGAUUCCACUACGUCCUGGUGGAGAAACGAGACCGGUUACUAACUCUAACCGCCGAGAAUAUGUUGACCUUUAUGUCAAGUAUCUCCUAGACACUGCAGUGUCACGUCAGUUUGAACCCUUCAAACGAGGGUUUUUCACCAUCUGCGAAGGGAAUGCGUUGCACCUUUUCCGUCCAGAAGAGAUUGAGCUCCUUGUUCGCGGUUCGGAUGAAGCCUUAGAUAUCCCAUCGUUACAGGCUGUGGCGGUUUAUGAACACUGGCAUACAGAUCACCCUGAAAAAGAGCCAGUGGUGACUUGGUUCUGGGACUUUUUCUCCCGGGUCUCACCCCGGGAUCAGCGCAAAAUACUCAGUUUCAUUACUGGUAGCGACCGUAUACCUGCUAUGGGGGCAACGAAUCUUUCAAUCCGUCUUGUGUGCCUGGGGCAAGAUUCAGAUAGGUUCCCAACUGCGAGGACAUGUUUCAAUCUCAUUUCCCUAUAUCGUUACAAAAGCCGAGAGAAGCUGGAACAGAAACUGUGGCGCGCUGUAGUGGACAGCGAAGGUUUUGGAUUAAAAUAA